AUGUCAAUAAGAACUUGGAAUAAUAGACACAACAGCGGUAGCCUGGAAGGCUAUCAGAAGACCUCAUCGCCAAUUGGCCUCACCCACAGCAGCCGACUUAAAGUGCACUUGAAGUCAAACACGUCAGAGUGUGAAAAUCGUGACCCACUAUUGAGUGCUGGAAGCAAACCCAGAGACAUAAAUAGCACUUACGUUAUCUCCGCCUGUGAAAAAACAAGUGAGAUGCCCGUUACCCCUGACUCCAGUCGACUGACCCUUCAGAGAAGGGCUACUUGGAACAAGGAAUCGUCUUUACUUGGUAGUGAGCUGGGAGCCACUACUAGAAAACCAGCAGAUACGAGUCUUAGGCUGCGACGUCGUCAGGUGAACACAGGCUUUGUGGGAAAGAUGGAAACGACAUACACGGUGGGAGGUGACACGGAAAACAGCCACGCCCCACAGGCCACUAGGACAAAAGCAGAACUUGUAAGUAACAACGCGCGUGCCGUGUCGUCUGUAGUUUCCGGGGAAGGCUCAAAUAACAUUGGAGUGAUGGUUGGUGAAAAACGCAAAGAUGCAUCAUUUCCUGCCCUCAGUUCCGUAAGUGAAAGGGGGGCAGUUAAGAACUCAAACAGCAGAGCGCCUGGGGGUCCCCAGUGUCAAGCUGGUGUUGUGAGAUCAGGUCACCUAGCAGGGAAACCGGUGGUGGCGGCGAGCAAGCUGGAUGUCCACAUGUCAGGAGCAGGAGACUCACACCGUGGAAAUACUGCGAAGGACAUUGUAAAAAAUGUCAAUAAAUUUGGAAGCUUAGAAACAAGGACCCCAGGGAAAUGCAUUCCAGAACCCGGACUGGCGCCAAGGCAUGACCUCCCUCCACCGAAAAGCCCAGCUCUCUCAACCCUGAAAAACAGGAUGGCAAGCCCUCAGGUGAAACCCAGGCCCAAAAGUUCUCUUCUGGCAAAUAAAAGAGAACGAUCCCAAGAAAGCACACUGCCUCCAGAAGAAAAAUCUGCAGUUCAGAAUACCUUCGCAGAAGCAGACUCCUUCAGAGUAGAAAACAGCCAAGUGACGGUGGCCGUGCGGGUGAGGCCUUUCAGCAAACGAGAGAAGAUGGAGAAAGCAUCCCAGGUUGUCUUCAGGAAUGGGGAAGAAAUAACCGUGGAGCAUCCCGAUAUGAAACAAGUUUAUAGUUUUGUCUACGAUGUUUCGUUUUGGUCUUUUGAUGAGGGUCACCCUGGCUAUGCUGGCCAGACGACUGUGUACAAGACGCUGGCAGCACCGCUCCUCCAGAGAGCUUUUGAAGGCUAUAACACCUGCCUCUUUGCUUAUGGCCAGACUGGCUCUGGGAAGUCCUAUACAAUGAUGGGACUUAAUGAAGAACCAGGAAUAAUUCCGAGAUUUUGUGAAGAUCUUUUUGCUCAAGUAGCCAAAAAACAAACCUCGGAGGUCAGCUACCAUCUUGAAAUGAGCUUCUUUGAAGUUUAUAAUGAGAAGAUUCAUGACCUUCUGGUCUGUAAAGGUGAAAAUGGGCAGAGAAAACAACCACUGAGAGUGAGGGAGCAUCCUGUUUCUGGACCGUACGUUGAAGCUCUGUCGAUGAAUGUUGUCAGUUCUUACUCUGAUAUUCAGAGUUGGCUGGAACUGGGAAAUAAGCAAAGAGCAACGGCGGCUACCGGCAUGAACGAUAAAAGCUCCCGGUCCCACUCAGUUUUCACCCUGGUGAUGACCCAGACCAAGACAGAAUUCGUCGAAGGGGAAGAGCAUGACCACAGAAUCACAAGCCGCAUAAACCUCAUAGAUUUGGCUGGCAGCGAGCGCUGCUCUGCCGCCCACACGAGUGGGGAGCGACUGAAGGAAGGUGUAAGCAUUAACAAGUCCUUGCUGACUCUGGGGAAGGUCAUAUCUGCACUCUCCGAGCAAGCAAAUGGAAAAAGGGUUUUUAUUCCAUAUCGUGAAUCCGUUCUUACGUGGCUCUUAAAAGAAAGCCUGGGUGGGAAUUCCAAAACAGCGAUGAUUGCUACCAUCAGUCCUGCUGCCAGCAACAUCGAGGAAACACUAAGCACACUUAGAUACGCCACCCAAGCCCGCCUGAUAGUCAAUAUCGCCAAAGUCAACGAAGAUAUGAAUGCAAAGUUAAUUAGAGAACUGAAAGCAGAAAUUGAGAAGUUAAAAGCUGCUCAGAGAAACAACCGGAAUAUUGACCCUGAACGGUAUAGACUCUGCCGACAGGAGAUAACAUCCUUGCGGAUGAAGCUGCAUCAGCAGGAGAGAGACAUGGUAGAGCUGCAAAGAGUAUGGAAAGAAAAGUUCGAACAAGCUGAGAAAAGAAAACUUCAAGAGACAAAGGAGUUACAGAAAGCAGGAGUUACGUUUCAAAUGGACAACCAUCUGCCAAACCUUGUUAACCUCAGUGAAGACCCACAGUUGUCAGAGAUGCUACUCUACAUGGUGAAAGAAGGAAUCACUACAGUUGGGAAGUAUAAGCCAGACUCAAGCCAUGACAUCCAGUUAUCCGGAGUGCUGAUUGCGGAUGACCACUGUACCAUCAGAAAUUUUGGAGGAACAGUGAGUAUUGUCCCAGCUGGAGAAGCAAAGACAUAUGUAAACGGGAUGCACAUUUCAGAGCCCACAGUAUUACAUCAUGGUGAUCGGGUGAUUCUUGGUGGAGAUCACUAUUUUAGAUUUAAUCAUCCGGUGGAAGUCCAGAAAGGGCUAAGACCGUCAAGUAGACAAACUCUCAAAAGUGAAGGUCCAAAAGAUUUUGAGUUUGCCAAGAAUGAGUUACUUAUGGCACAGAGAUCACAGCUUGAAGCAGAAAUAAAAGAUGCCCAGCUAAAGGCAAAGGAAGAAAUGAUGCAAGGAAUUCAAAUUGCCAAAGAAAUGGCUCAGCAAGAGCUUUCUUCCCAAAAAGCUGCUUAUGAAAGCAGAAUCCGGGCCCUGGAAGCAGAACUGAGGGAAGAGUCUCAAAGGAAGAAAAUGGAGGAAAUAAAUAACCAAAAGGCUAAUGACAAAAUUGAGGAGCUGGAAAAGGCAAAGCAGCAUCUUGAACAGGAAGUGUAUGUGAACAAAAGGCGACUGGAGAUGGAGACUUUGGCUACAAAGCAGGCUUUAGAAGACCAUAGCAUCCGCCAUGCAAGAAUACUAGAAGCUUUAGAGACUGAAAAGCAGAAAAUCGCUAAAGAAGUACGAAUUCUUCAGGAGAAUCGGGGAAACAGGGAUAAAACUUUUAUAAUUCAGCCAAACUGGAGCUCCAUGAAACUCUCCAUGAUGAUCCAGGAAGCCAACGCCAUCAGUGACAAACUUAAAAAAUACUAUGUUUUUGGCAGACAUGAUACAUCAGGCAGAGGUCAUUCUGAUACUUCUGUUCGAGUUCGUAACCUGCAGCUUGGAAUCUCAACUUUCUGGAGUCUGGAAAAGUUUGAAUCUAAACUUGCAGCAAUGAAAGAGCUUUAUGAGAAUGAUGGUGGUAACAGGGCUGAGGAUGUCUUUUGUGAUCCUGAAGAUGAAUGGGAACCUGACAUUACGAGCACGCCAGUUUCUUCCCUGUCUAGAAGGAGGAGCAGAAGUUUGAUGAAGAACGGGAGGAUUUCUGGUUGUUUCCAUGACAUACAGGCCCAUCCAAUUCAGAACCUGCAUUCUUCACACUCGUCAGGUUUAAUAGAAAAAUCAAGUGCCAUUUACCCAAAUUCAUCAGAACCCUUUCUUCCUGGAAUUUGCAAAGAAUUGAUUGGUUCGUCAAUAGACUUUCUUGGACAGAAUUAUGAUGAAGAAAAAUCUAUAGCAGAUAGCCUGAUGAGUAACCUUCUUAAACUUUAUAACGGGCUGCUUGCCAUUUCCAAAGCCCAUGAAGAACAGGAUGAAGAAAGUCAAAAUAACUUGUUCUCUUCUGACCGGGCGGCUCAGGCCCUCACCGUCCAGAUUGCUUGUGCCUUUGAGCAGCUUGUGGUUUUGUUGAAACACUGGCUGGAUGAUUCUCCACCUGGUACCCGCUCAGCAAGGCUUGAAGAUGAAUUGAGACAAGAUAUUAAAAAGCUGGGAGGCUAUUUACAAUUGUUUUUGCAGGGGUGCUGUUCGGAUAUUUCAUCAAUGGUACAAGAGGCUCGAAACAAAGUCAUCCAGGUGAUACUGCAGGCUGUUCAGUGUGUGGCUCAGCUGGCCGUUCUGAAAGGGAGUAGGCUCUGUCUUCUGGAGAACAGCAACAGGAGCUCCAGUGCCCAGGAAUUCACAAGUGCUCUUCAGGAAGGCAUAGCCUUGGGGAUGAAGAGUCUCUUAGAUUCUGGGCUGGAAAAAGCACAGGAACUCGAGCGAGACCUCUCCAGGCAGAGUGCACAUGAGGAGGUCGCCGAGCAGAUGAAGGCUAAUGCCGUGGAACUGGUCAAGUCUCUUGGGAACACCUUUGCUGAAUGGAGACUAAAAAACUUCAGAACUCAAGUACAAGAAGGUUCUAGGCAACAAGGUUCCAGGAUGGUAACUCUUGCAUCAGAGUUCUUGAAGUUAAAAUGUUGCUUGGAGAAAACCAUUGAGAUCAUUACAUCUGCACUGAGAGGGUGCCCCAGUGACCUGCACUGUCUCAGAAGCUGUACUGAAACGCUCUGCACCCUGGCUCCCAAGCUCCACAGUGACGUCAUUGGGCCCUCUGCCUCUGCUGGCGGCUGUGGGAAACUAGAAUCUCUAGCUAAAUCACUCCUCUUCUGUUUUGAAUGUGGAGAAAGACCUGGUUUGUUGAAACCUGAGGAAUCUCGUGAUCAGCAAAGCGAGGUAGAGCAGUGUGAGUCAGGCGGGGCUGACUGCAGCGCAGGUGUGCCAGCGUGUGCUGGUGAACCCCACAGAGACACGUCCUCAGCGGUGUCCUCACAGGCCUGCACCCCCAAUAGGAUUCAGUGGGUGUGAAACCAUUGCACAGGCACCUGGUGACUGUCCAUGACCAAAAAGGACACUUGGUGACGCUUUUCCUCACACAGGAGAAUAUGUGUGUAAAUGCUUAGAGUUCCUGUCUAUGCGGAGCCUCAUAUCAGGUGAUAUUAUCUGUGACAAUACCAACAGAUGGAGUCCUGGCUUCAAAUGCCUCAGUGUGGCUCAGAAUUUCCUAAGCAAAUGAUUUUCAGACAAGGAGUUUACCAUGUUGAAACAUUGGCAGCCAAAUGAAAUUAGGGUCUCAGGGCCACGUGAGUGACUGUGUCUCCAGUUCCUCGUUGCCUUGAAUUCUGAAUGUUUACCUUGAACGCUGCUGUACUGUCUCUCUCUACCUGGUUCACCAGCCUGUUCAUAGACGGGUACUUUCUCAUGCAUGGACAUCUGAGCAGGUGGUAACUUUGGGCCUGUGCAUUCUCUCCCCCAAAUGCAGCAGAGAGGAUUAGGGUGGUGGUGAAAUUCUCAGCACAAGUUUAGCUACAACUCUGCCGAGUGCUUACCUGCUUGCCAUCUUCAGUAGUAAAUGUGUAAUUUUUGUUUCUUUUCAAACUGUAAUACCUAAAAGUCACCCAGAUCAUAAUUUACUGUGUUAGCUGUGUUCUGUAAUGGGAACUAUAUUCAUAAAAUUUUGAGGUAGUGUCACUUGGGGAAUCAGAGGCUGGCCCUUUUUUAUAGUGCUUGUUUUGCUAAAGGGUAGCUAGUUUACGUGUUGUUUGAUGAAAACGGAGGAUCCUUAUUAUAUUUCAUAGCUUUAAAAGACCCUUCAUCUACAAUCAAGUAAUAAAGAUAAUAUCCUACUUUAGGGUUUAACUUAAGGAAAUAGUUUAACAUUUUUGACCUCAAGGAUAUGUGUAACUUGAGAAGGUACAUAGUAUCUUUGCCUGGGUGACCUAAGCAGGUUCUGGAGGGAAAUUCUCCGGAGUCGUAGCCUGACCCUUUCUCUUGUUCCAUUCGAGGUCGCUGGGUGAAGCUGGCUUGCGUUCACCCGUCAUUUUCUCUAGGGGAGAGACUGUAGAGCAGCCUGGGGUGGUUGGCGGGGCAGUGACACCCGUGCUUCUGGGGCUUUGAAGCGGUGCGGUGCAGUCACCGGGCCACCCUGAGCGGACUGCUCCUGUCUCAAGUGUGGCAAUGCCGAGGCUUUGUUCCCAUUUUCCUUUUGUUAUUUUGGCCGCUUGUGUUUUCUUUCUGAGGCUCACUGCGGAUCAGUCUGUGUUUUGUCAAGCAGCACUUCUGUUCCUGUUUGAUAAACUGAAGUACACAGAAGCAUCUGUUCUGAAGAUUGUGCUUCUUGAACUCACUGAAUUAGAUGGAGAUUUUUACCUUGCUGCGCAGCAGUUAAUCUUUAGUUUCUCUGUCCCUUCUCCCAGUGCAGCCUAGCCCCGUUAUCUUGCUGCCUUCACCUCCUGAGUGCUGGGGUCACGGUGCACACCCCAAACCCAGCUAGUGUCUAUUUUCUAAACUCAUGUCUGUCCUCAGAAAUGUUUCAGGUAUGCUUGUAAGCUUAUUUAUAUUUAUGCUGAAUAAUUUGUGAUACUGUA
This is a messenger RNA of Chionomys nivalis (European snow vole), 6428 nucleotides long. It is a transcript of the gene Kif14, whose product is annotated as kinesin family member 14. Gene Ontology annotation, cellular component: adherens junction. The transcript has 29 exons. Bases 1 to 4869 code for a protein of 1622 amino acids. Gene Ontology annotation, molecular function: ATP binding; cell adhesion molecule binding; microtubule binding. The record is from RefSeq and is a predicted model, not a curated record. NCBI's taxonomy places the organism in Eukaryota, Metazoa, Chordata, Mammalia, Rodentia, Cricetidae. Gene Ontology annotation, biological process: microtubule-based movement; regulation of protein localization.